Molecule: messenger RNA, 2917 nt
Organism: Stegodyphus dumicola
Lineage: Eukaryota; Metazoa; Arthropoda; Arachnida; Araneae; Eresidae
Product: endoplasmic reticulum aminopeptidase 2-like
Source: RefSeq, a predicted model, not a curated record
AAAGUUUGAUAGACAAUACUGAAAAUCUAACUUUAAAGAAAAAUUAACGAUGUUUGAUAAACCUCGCAAGAGACUAAAAGGAAGCAGCACGCUAACUUAUGAUGCUAUGGAUACUGCUGGCAGGAUUAGUGAAAAGGAAGAACAAUAUGCUCAUUGUUCUGCUCCUUCUUCUUUUGGAAAGAUUAGAAAUACAAUAUAUUCCAAACAAGGUGUACUGAAUUUAAUUUUUAUUGUAAAGACUACAUUACUUAUUAUUAUCACAGUAGCAUCUUUUGCUACCCCAGCUGAAAGUUCCUUGAUAAAACCUAUUCUACCAAAUAACCAGAAUGUUGCUGGAGUCUCACGUGUAGAACUUAUAGAAGAAGAACUAAAAUCUAAAACUGGAGAAAUUUUUCCAUGGAAAGAUAUACGUCUGCCUUCUUUUAUAAUACCCGUGCACUAUGAUUUAUUUAUAUUUCCAAACCUUAAAACUUCUGAAAAUAUUGGCAACGUGAAUAUAACAUUUAAAGUUACAACACAGAGAAACUUUAUAGUUCUGCAUUCAAAGGAGCUGAAUUUGACAAACCUCUCAGUAACCGAGAGUAAUGAAAAGGAAAUACCAGUUCUUCAGUAUUUAGAAUAUCCAAAACAUGAACAAUUGUAUAUAAAAAUUGAUGGAAAUUUCAUGCCCGAUCUGGAAUAUAAAUUAUCAAUUGAUUUUGAAGCAUAUCUGAAAGUCAUUAAGGGAGGAUUUUAUUUAAGUUCCUAUGUGACAACAGGCGGCCAAAAGAGAUACUUAGCUACGACAAAUUUUGAGCCAACUGGUGCACGAUCAGCUUUUCCUUGUUUUGAUGAACCUGCUAUGAAGGCUACUUUUCAACUUUAAGCACAUGAUGAAAAUUACAAAGCUUAUUUCAACUCUGAAGCUUUACAAACUGCUCCAUAUGGUGGUGGGUUUUCUAUAACAUCAUUUCGCAAAACUCCUAAAAUGAGCACAUACUUGGUUGUUUUUAUGGUUUGCGAUUUUAACGAACGCCAAAUUACAAACACCGAUGGUAUAAAUAUUCGAGUUCUUGUUCCCGCUGAGCAUUAUGCAGAAACUGAAUUGGCUUUAGAGAUGGCUGCUGAUCUUCUGCACUUUUAUAAAACAUUCUUUGAUGCCAGUUAUCCAUUGUCUAAAUUUGAUGUGGCGGCUGUUCCUAAAUUUGCUGCUGGAGCUACGAAAAACUGGGGCCUUGCAACUUUGGCGAUGAACAGCGUUUUAAAUAAUCCUUCAGAAGCAUCAACUGAGAGCCAAGGAUUGGUGGCUUCUAUAAUAUCUCAGAAAUUGGUUCAUCAGUGGUUUGGAAAUUUAGUAACUGUGCAAUGGUGGAAUGAUUUUUGGUUGUAUGAAGGUUUUGCAAGUUUUCUACAAGCAGUGGCUUUGGAUAAUAUCAGACCAGAUUGGAAUACGAUGGAUGAGUUUGUUGUAGAGACAACUCAAGUUGCACUCUCUUUGGACAGUCUUCAAAUUUCUCAUCCAAUAAUAACUGAUGCUACAGAUCCUCUUGAAAUAAAAGCAGCAUUUGAUUUCAUAUCUUCUAAGAAGGGAGCUGCAAUAUUAAACAUGUUAGCUGGUUUCCUUGGCAAGGAAACAUUUAAAAAGGGACUAUCAAUCUACUUGAAUAAAUACAGUUUUCAGAAUGCUCGUGCUACAGACUUGUGGAACACACUUAGUGAGGUUGAUCCUUCACACAUAAAUGUGUCACAGAUUAUGGACACAUGGACACGUUAGAAAGGUUAUCCUCUUAUUACAGUUACACUUGAACACACUGUAGUGAAAGUCAAACAACAAAGAUAUCGAGCAACUGCUCUUGAAUCAGAUGAUGAUCCAUCGACAGAUGAGUCUCUUUAUGGUUACAAGUGGUUUGUUCCUAUAACGUAUGUUACUGAUAUCUCAGAUAAACAGAACAUUUAUUGGCUGAAUAUGACUGAUGGUGAAUUUACUUUACCUGUUGAAGCAAAAUGGCUAAAAGUAAAUGUCAAUCAAACUGGCUUUUACAGAGUUAUGUAUGAUAAUGAUCUAUGGAAAGCUUUGACCGAUUUACUUCAUUCAAAUCAUAAGAUUCUUACAACGGCCGAUCGAGCUAAUCUCGUGGAUGAUGCUCUCUCGUUUUCAAGAUCAGGAAAUUUGGAAAAUGUGCUUGCUUUCAAUCUGACUCAUUAUUUAGAAAAGGAAGACCAAUUUGCCGUUUGGGAAAGAGCCAUUAUGCGUUUUGAACAAUUAUAUGUGCUGAUGCAAAAUAGUCCUCUUCUUUACUCAUUAUUCCAAAAAUAUAUGGUAAAACUAUUAAAACCAACUGUCAACACACUCGGCUGGGAAGACAAAGGAAGCCACAUGGAGAAGAAAUUACGCUCUAUUGCUUUAGCAGCAUCAGUAUACUAUGGCGACGAGCAAACUAUUUCUAAAGCAAUCCAAAUAUAUCAGAAUUGGAUGCAGAAUGGUGAAAAAGUUCCACCCAACUUGCGUAGUGCUGUGUACAAUGCUGGUGUGAAAUAUGGUGGCAAAGAAGAGUGGGAAUUCUGUUGGAAUCAGUACCAAAAAGCACAGCCUUCUUCCGAAAGAAAUCUGCUUUUAACUGCUUUAGGAAAUACUCAAGAUGCUUCACUGAUAGCCCAUUACGGGGGAUCGCCCUUUGCGAUGACUAUCAUUAUAACUGAAACUACGUCUCAUUUUAAUACUCAAUCGGAAUAUAAUGAGGCUGAAGCUUUCUUUACUGUAGAAAAUGUGGGAUCUGGUACAGAAGGUCUUAAGACAAGUCUGGAGAUGAUAAAAUCUAACAUCAAAUGGCGUGAAGAAGCCGAAGCUUCUCUUACACAGUGUUGCAACAAAUUGUUAAUUAGAUUUUCUCUACUAUGUAACAUAUAUAGCAACAGUGAAAAUGCUGAAUCUGAAUGA